AUGAACACCUCAACAGCGCUGUUUAACAACUCCACAAACGCGGGGCUCCAGAUUGGCCAGAACAAUAGCAAUGUUGAGUUCCACAAUCAUCACGCCUCACGCAAUGAAGCGUGUCUACGGGAUCUUCGGAUAACCAAUCCUCGCGAUGACAAGGCCCGAAUCCAGGAUUUCAAGGGAGGCCUGCUUAUGGACUCAUAUCGUUGGGUUUUGAGCAACCACGAGUUCAGAAAAUGGCGAAAUGAUGGCGGGCCCGAUCGUGAUGCCAACGACCGACUGCUGUGGAUCCGCGCUGAUCCCGGCAAAGGAAAGACCAUGCUACUUUGCGGUAUCAUUGAUGAGUUGACCAAGAAACUGCCUGAAACCCGCGCAUUGUCGUAUUUCUUCUACCAACAGAGUGAUGCUCGCCUCAACGAUGCAACAUCCGUUUUGCGAGGUUUGAUUUUCCUCCUCGUGGAUCAGGGGCCGAAUCUGCUCUCCUAUAUCCGGCCGCGCUACGACGUGGAAGGGAAAACGCUCUUCGAAGAUACCAAUGCUUGGUACGCUCUAUCGGAAAUGUUUCUCGAAUUGUUAGAGGACCGAGAUUUAGAGACCACGUUGUUGAUCAUCGAUGCUUUGGACGAGUGCAGCACCGGCCUGCCGUUGCUGCUUGAGCUGGUGAAACGGUCAACGGGAAAUCCUCGGGUCAAGUGGAUUGUCUCGAGUCGGAAUUGGCCUGAUAUUGAGAAGCAUUUGACGGCUACAUAUUGCUCUACUUUGUCUCUCGAGCUGAACGAGAAUUCUGUCGCUGCCGCUGUGAAGACCUAUAUUCAGAUUAAGGUGGACUUCCUCACCGCGCUGAAUGGAUACGACGAGAACACCAAAGACUUUACCCGAGAGUAUUUGACGUCAAACUCUAAUGAUACAUUUCUCUGGGUUGCCUUGGUCUGUGAGAGGCUUGCGAAAACAUCUGUGUGCGACGUGGAAACCAUUCUCACAUCAUUCCCUGCGAGUCUCGAUGAUUUGUACAAGCGCAUGAUGGGCGACAUUGAGAACUCAGAAAGUAGACAGCUGUGCCAAGUGGUUCUCGCCACGGUCUGUACCGCAUACCGCCCUCUGGCAGUUGAAGAGCUACCAGUACUUACCGAUCUACCCUCACGAAUCUCGACAGAUUCUCGGAUGAUAGAGCAGAUUAUUAAGCUCUGUGGCUCAUUCUUAUCUAUUCGGGAAGACACUAUUUACUUUGUCCAUCAGUCUGCGAAGGAUUUCUUGCUGACAUCCAAUCUUAUAAUACCAACCGGUCUUGGGAUGGAACACGGUAGAAUUUUCUCUCGGUGUAUCAAGGAAAUGAAUCAGGCACUUCAACGUAACAUAUACAAUAUUAGAAAUCCAGGAUCACGUUACUGUUGCACAUAUUGGAUUAAUCAUUUAUUAGAAGCAGAUCCUAGGAAAACGGUUGACCUGUCUACAGAUGGUCCGUUGCAGCUCUUUCUGGAACAGAAGCUACUUUACUGGCUCGAGGCUCUUAGCAUUCUCGGGCAGUUUACUGGAGGCAUUGGAGCUAUCCUCCUACUUAAUGCCUUUCUGGAGAAAGCAAAGUGCGCGGACAAAUUGUUAAACCUUGUAAAUGACAUUUCCCGAUACAUGCGCGAGUUCAAGAUUCCGAUCGAAACCAGCCCGCUCCAAGUCUAUAGCUCAGUACUCAUUUGGUCCCCGAAUCGGAGUUUGGUCAAAGCUCUUUACCAGCACGAAAGACCCACGUGGAUCACCAAAACCCCCAUGGUCGAGGAGCAUUGGAGUCGUUGUAUUCAUACUAUCGUGGGCAACGGCUGUGCGAUUGAAGAAAUCGGCUGGUCACAGGAUGGUGACCGGCUGCUACGUAUGGCAGCAGACCUGACUGUGAGCAGCUGGGAUCCCGGAACUGGACAACAUAUUUCGAGCAUCAAGCUGGAGAGACUUUCUAGCAGGUUCAACAGGUAUCGCUUAUCCCGACACACAGGCCGCGUCGCUUCGGUCUAUGGGGAUGAUUGCGCCAAGAUUCGUAUUUGUGAUGCUACCACCGGAAAGUGUAUUCGCAUACUCGACGACGAAUCCUUGCAUUCGCAUGAGUUUGUGAGGUGGGUUGGAGAUGGAAAGCAUCUCGUCUCGGACUCAGAUGGCGGAACUCAACUGUGGGAUGUUUCAAAAACUCCUGAUCAAGAAUGCUGGUCUCACGAUGGCUGCUUGUAUAUUGCGAAACCCUCGUCUAUCUCCGAUCGCCACAAACACCGCCACACCAUUUACGAUAGUAGAACAGGAGUUUGCCUGAGGAUCUUGGAAAAUGAUGAGUGGCUUCAUGUCAACGCUGAUUCAUGGUCCCCCGAUGGGAGUAUGCUCGCAUUGAUAUCGAUGAACGGUGUGGUCAUCUGGGAUUUGGCCACGUGGGGACCCGGACAUGUGCUAGAAGGAAACCCCAAAUGGGUUAACCAGCUUAGCUGGUCGCCCGACUCAACAAGACUCGCGACAAGUGAUUGUGAUGGUGGAAUUAUGAUCUGGGAUCCAAAACUCGGAAUAUGCCUCUGGGCGGUCGAAAGAGACGAAAACUUCCCAACCAACCGCUUCUGCUGGGCUCCCGACGGAAAUCGACUUGCGUCCUACUCGCGUUACUUGAUCAGGAUUUGGGACACAACGCCAACCAGAAACUUCCCAGCGUUUGCAGAGGAUUAUGCUCAGGUGGCAACAAGGACUCACCCACGUCACGGCCGGGCUUUGGCGUACGUUCGAUCCCAAUUCACGAAGUUACGAAGAAAGGCCCUGGACCAGAGAAUUCCACGCUCACCAGUCAGUUAUGGCUGGAUUGUCUCCCUCUAUUGGUCGCAUGAUAGAGCUCGUGUUGCGUCACUAACCAGCGAGGGUAUUCUUGAGAUCUGGAACACGGAGACUAGUUACAGAGUUUGCGAAAUCGAAGAUACGUUUUCAAGAUGGACCAUGGCAAUGGCAUGGUCAUCAGAUGGAAAACUGGCAACGUUUGACAAAGUGGUUCUUUGCGUAUGGGAUAUUGUAUCAGGAAAGCGGCUUUUAGCUCUAUCACAUAAUACAGGCGGUAUUAGUGAAGGCCCCGGGUCCUUUGCCUGGUCGCCGGACGGGUGCCAACUAGCAUCAGCAAAAGGUGGAACCGUUAAGAUCUGGGACUUCGCCACCGGACAAUGCCUAAGGGAACUGCACCAUUCUGAUCUGCUCCAGACACUGGCCUGGUCUCGCGGCGGACAGAAAGUCGCAUCAGUAUCCCAGCGUGAUGGCACAGUUAGAGUUUGGGAUCUCGCCACGGGACAGUAUCUUGAGCUCUGCGUCCCGACCGGACACAACUAUUUAUCUUUCGAUCGUCAAUGGCAUGUUACAUGGUCUCAUGACAACAGUCGCAUCACCUGGGGACCUAACAACUAUGGCUUUCUCUAUGACGCAGCCAACGGAAUGCAUAUCGGCUCCCUAAAAGUCUAUGUCCUGGAACACGAUAAGUCUGAACAACCUAUACUGGACAUAUGGGGGACCAGUCUUGUAUUCAAUAUUUGGGACCUUAUCACAUCUAGAUCCCGCGGUGCUGUCGAUCAGUCAGUCUGCAGCAUCACAAUUUACUGGCUUGUUGAGAAUGGUCUUGAGACGAGUUUGGGGGUCUUUGAUUUGAAGGGUAUGGGCUGUCUCGACGACGCUGCUGAGAACAGCCCUUGGGUACCAGUUGGGUACGGGAUCUCCUUGGAUAAUUCGUGGAUUACUUGGAACGGAGACAAUCUGCUGUGGUUGCCUUGGCAAUAUCGACCUCCCUUUAAAUCUUGCAUCCGCCAGUCGGGAGCCAAUGUGGCAAUUGCUUGUUGUUCUGGUCGAGUCAUCUUUCUCUCAUUCGCCAAGAAUCCACUUUCAUGA
Messenger RNA from Aspergillus japonicus CBS 114.51, 3873 nucleotides. RefSeq lists its product as uncharacterized. The coding region runs from base 1 to 3873 and encodes 1290 amino acids. Gene Ontology annotation, cellular component: nucleolus. Gene Ontology annotation, molecular function: protein binding. The transcript is spliced from 5 exons. The record is from RefSeq and is a predicted model, not a curated record. NCBI's taxonomy places the organism in Eukaryota, Fungi, Ascomycota, Eurotiomycetes, Eurotiales, Aspergillaceae. Gene Ontology annotation, biological process: ribosomal large subunit assembly.